CGAUAGAAAAACGUCUUUAGUAUAUUAAAGGCCAGUAGCGCUUCUACAAUGGCCUCUUCUGAGAGCCUCGCGGAUGCCAUUAACCAGCUGUCCCUAGUUGAUUUCGACAAGUCUGAUGGAUGGAUCGAGGAUAUACUAAACCAACAACUGCCCCGUAAACGGGUUAAGCCUGAUCAAUCUCAGCUUCGAGAGCAGCUUCAACAGGAGUUUCUUACACCCUCUCCGGUGUUUUCCACCGAGUGGCUAAAUAAGCUUCAGAAACGAUGGGACGACCCACCCGACUACGUUUCCCUUAUGGGCCUCGCCCCUUCGAUGUCUCGUACUGUUAUCCGGUUCACCCGCGAGGGUCUCGAAGGUCGUGUCACUGGCUACAAGGAGGUUACGGUUCCUGCUCACUCAAUUACUGCAAAGAACUCCACCUCGCUAUUAAGAAAACCUGCUUCAAAGGCAGAUUUCGUAAGAGGCAAGGCAGGUUUUUUUCCAUUUAGUCCCGGCGGAGUCGAUAUCGGAGCUGCGAACGAAAGACCCGAGGAGUUGGAGCUCCAGGAGGCCCUGAUGGAGGAAAAGAUCGGCAAGAAUGGACUACUGAGGGUUGCGCCGGGUAUGGCGCGCGGGCUGAUAUUUGAUGAAGCUCCGGACGAAAAUUCGGUUGAAGAAGAGGCUGGCGAUGAUGGUUUUAAGUUUGGGGAUGUGGAGCCUAAGAGGAGGCGAAGAGGAGAGGCCGAUGAUGGCGAUGGGAUGAAGGCUGAUAAGCCUCUUGCGGAGUUGGAUACUAUUGACGAUUUACUACCCAUUGAGUUUCCUAUGUUGGUACCAAAAGGAAAUUUGCCUUCGUCAUUGAGGCCAAAGGCGAAGGAGUGGGCUCACAUGGUUGAUGUCAACCAAGAAAUUACCAAUUUCCGUGAAUUGGUCCCCAACUUGGCGAAGGAAUGGCCAUUCGAAUUAGAUACUUUUCAGAAGGAAGCUGUUUAUCAUUUGGAAAAUGGUGAUUCGGUCUUUGUGGCUGCGCACACUUCCGCUGGGAAGACUGUGGUUGCUGAGUAUGCAAUUGCACUUGCUACGAAGCAUAUGACCAAAGCAAUUUAUACAUCGCCGAUCAAAGCUUUGAGCAAUCAAAAGUUUCGAGAUUUUCGUCAUGUUUUUGAAGAUGUGGGCAUUUUGACUGGAGACGUGCAGAUAAAUCCGGAGGCCAGCUGCUUAAUUAUGACGACAGAAAUUUUGAGGAGCAUGCUUUACAGGGGAGCCGAUCUGAUUCGUGAUGUUGAAUUUGUUAUUUUUGACGAGGUUCAUUAUGUCAAUAAUCAAGAGAGAGGUGUCGUAUGGGAAGAGGUUAUUAUCAUGCUUCCUGAACAUGUCAACCUGAUUCUCUUAUCGGCAACUGUACCCAACCCUUACGAAUUUGCCAGUUGGGUGGGACGCACAAAGAAAAAAGAUAUUUAUGUAAUCUCAACGCCUAAGAGGCCAGUACCACUGGAGCAUUUUAUAUGGGCGAAUAAGGCUAUGUAUAAGAUUGUCAAUUCAGAAAAAAAAGAAGGCGGGCACAAGAAUAUUUGGGUUCACCUUGUGCAUCAUCUGAAAAAAGAGACCUUGCUUCCCGCGGUUAUAUUCGUCUUCUCUAAAAAGAGGUGUGAGGAGAAUGUUGAUGCCUUGAGCGCUGUUGAUUUCUCCAACCAAACAGAGAAGAGUGCGAUUCACAUGAUAAUUGAGAAGAGCGUCGCAAGGUUAAAGCCUGAAGACAGGUUGUUGCCACAGAUACUGAGAAUGCGAGAGCUUCUGGGUAGGGGAUUGGCUGUGCAUCACGGCGGACUUUUGCCAAUUGUUAAGGAAAUUGUCGAGAUCCUAUUUGCGAAAACAUUGGUUAAGGUUCUGUUUGCAACCGAGACGUUCGCAAUGGGUCUUAAUCUACCUACUCGUACCGUGGUGUUCUCUGGAUAUCGAAAGCAUGAUGGAAAGUCAUUCCGUGAUCUUCACCCAGAUGAGUAUAUUCAAAUGGCUGGCCGGGCUGGGCGCAGGGGUCUUGAUGAACGGGGAAUUGUAAUCAUUAUUUCACCUAUGGAUGAGGCACCUCCGGCCGCUACUUUAAAGCAUAUGCUUCUUGGGCAACCUACAAGGCUACAGAGCCAGUUUCGCUUGACGUAUAAUAUGAUACUGAACCUUUUCCGCGUAGAAGCUCUGAAAAUUGAAGAGAUGAUAAAACGGAGUUUUAGCGAAAACACGUCACAAACCCUUCUACCAAAACAUGAACAAAAGGUACAAGAAUCGCAAGAGAAACUAAAGAAGUUGCAGAGUGAGGAUUGCGAAACGUGCAAUCUAGAUAUCGACGCCUUUGUCCUGGCCGCUGAGGAAUUAAAAGAAGUCUCAAAAGAAAUAAUCAUAGGUGGUUCGAGGACCACAACAGGGAAAAAAUAUCUCACAAAAGGGCGUUUAGUUGUCAUUGGUAAAAAGGGCGACCAUAGGACUAUUGGAUUCUUGGCAACUGAAGGUGCCUCAGGUGGUGCACAGGCCGUUGUGCAGGUUUUGGCACUUGCGUCUAAGGAUGCUGUAAAGUCUCCAGUUGACAACUUACCUUUCACUGUUGCUUGCUCGAUGGGUUUCCCGGCACCGCCAUACGAAGAAUGGAAGCUUCGGUUGGAAACCAUCCAUAUAUACGAGAUAGAGUAUCUGGGAUCAAUGGUCACCAGACUCGACAUUGCGAGAGCACGCCAGGGUUCCCGUGAGGAAGUUCGAGCCAUUGAGGGGGAACUGAAAGCUUUAUUCGGGAACUGGAAUGACUCCGAAUGGACGGAAGUUGACUGGUCGAGGGUUAAGGAUCUUACGACACUGGAAUACUUGGAGUACCGCAGAACAAAAGAGAGGGAGAUAGAUCGCUUCAGGUGCCUUGGGUGUGACAACUUCGCCGCACACUUUCACUCAAGCUACAAAAAGUACUUGCUGGAGUUGGAAGUUGCAAACUUAAAACACCUGAUAUCAGACCAAAAUCUACAGCUUUUGCCAGACUAUGAGCAGCGUGUGUCGGUAUUAAAAGAUUUGGACUUUAUCGACGAAAAUAUGAAUGUGCAACUAAAGGGAAGGGUGGCCUGUGAAAUCAAUUCAGCCAACGAGCUGGUACUGACGGAGUUGAUCUUGGAAAACGUUCUUGCAGAAUACGAACCCGAGGAGAUUGUGGCCCUGCUUUCCGCAUUUAUAUUUAGUGAGAAAACUGAUGUUGUACCAACCAUCACUUCUCGGUUGGAGAAAGGUAAGGCAAAGAUCAUCGAGAUUUCUAGGAGGGUCAAUAGGGUCCAGAUAGAACGUCAGAUCAUAAUGGCUCCUGAGAAUGACGAUUUCGAGAGCAGGCCACGGUUUGGUCUAAUGGAGGUCGUUUACGAGUGGGCAAAGGGGAUGUCUUUCAGCCAAAUAACAGAUCUAACCGACGUUUUGGAGGGAACGAUUGUGAGAGCUAUCACUAGGUUGGAUGAGACGUGCCGUGAGGUCAAAGGUGCCGCCAGGAUUAUCGGAGACCCAUCUCUCUUUGCUAAAAUGCAGGAGUGCCAGGAGUUGAUCAAGAGGGAUGUCUGCCACUGUGCCUCUUUGUAUUUGGUCAGUAACUGCUGUUUCCUAUUCUUAGAUCUUUCUCGUUCCAAAAAUGGGCGAUGA
Messenger RNA from Tuber melanosporum (Perigord truffle), 3636 nucleotides. RefSeq lists its product as uncharacterized. Bases 49 to 3636 code for a protein of 1195 amino acids. The transcript is spliced from 13 exons. The record is from RefSeq and is a predicted model, not a curated record. Lineage: Eukaryota; Fungi; Ascomycota; Pezizomycetes; Pezizales; Tuberaceae. Gene Ontology annotation, molecular function: RNA binding; ATP binding; RNA helicase activity. Gene Ontology annotation, cellular component: Ski complex. Gene Ontology annotation, biological process: nuclear-transcribed mRNA catabolic process, 3'-5' exonucleolytic nonsense-mediated decay.